Molecule: messenger RNA, 678 nt
Organism: Salvia splendens (bonfire salvia)
Lineage: Eukaryota; Viridiplantae; Streptophyta; Magnoliopsida; Lamiales; Lamiaceae
Product: fasciclin-like arabinogalactan protein 3
Exons: 2
Coding region: 1-519 (172 amino acids)
Cellular component (GO): plasma membrane
Source: RefSeq, a predicted model, not a curated record
AUGGAGAUGGGCAGUGGUGAUGGUAUCAUUUUAAGUUGGCUCUUGCGUGGGGUGGGUUCUUGGCAAGUGAACAGCCGCCGCACCAUCACGGUCCUCGGCCUCCCCAACGACCGCAUCGGAACCCUAAUGCAGCUCCCCGAGGACGUCCAGAAGAGCAUCCUCACCCUCCACGUCAUCCUCGACUACUUCGACAUGUCCAAGCUCACCCCCGCCAAUAAGACCACCCUCUACCAGUCCUCCGGCGUCGCCAACGGCCAGCAGGGCUUCAUCGACGUCGUCCGCCGCCGCGACGGCACCAUCGUCUUCGGCUCUCCCCUCGUUUGCAAUUUCGUCAACCCCGUCGCCGCCCAGCCCUUCAACAUCUCCCAGCCCAUCAUCGCCCCGGGGAUGGACGGUACCUACGUCGAAACGCCGGCGACUCCUCCUCCACCGGCGGCCGAAGAUGAAGACUCCGCCUCCGGCGAGUCCGGUGGAGAAGGAACCUGUGGAGGAGACGGAGGCUCCGUCGCCGGUGCCUAGCCCGGAUGCGGCGGCCGAUGAAGGAGAAGAUGUGAAUGCGGCGGCGGAUCUGACGUCGGAGAAGGAGACGAGCGGGGGAGUGGAUUUGGGGGUGAAAUUAGGGCUGGUGAUUGGAUUGGCGGCGUUGGUUGCGGUGGCGAGGCAGUGAAAUGGGGAGGC